ACUGGACCCAACUACCGUGUCGUACCGACUAGACGACGACUAGUGCACCGUCGUACCAUAGUGUGGAAGGGAAGAACUGCAUACGAGUAAGUAAUCUGAAGCGAGUCAGGAUCAGUCAGUCUCAGAAGUUAUGCCUUUUCAGGAAGGUGGGAAUGGACGAUACGACAACUAUCCUCGUUCCAAGGCGAAACAUCCUAGAAGCCUUGUUUGCAUUGUUGUUCCAAGUCCCAAGCACCUGGAUCUUGAUCGCCUCGACUCUUAGAGUCUGGACUCCGUCUGGGGAGGGAAAAGUGGACUCUUUCCUCCAUUUUCUCCGUCCGGAGGCCCGGAGUUUCUCCUACCUUAAAUGGCACGUAUCCACUUCCCCAUCCCCACGCUUCAGUCCACGGUCGGCCUCUUCUCCGAUCUCUAUGCUUCGGCUAUUUCUACAAUCAACAAUGCUGACGAGCACACCGUGUGUUUAAGUUGACUAGUCUAGUGUAUAUGCUGAACCGAGGCUAUACGGAGCUUUCAACGGCCCCUCCC
Messenger RNA from Aspergillus piperis CBS 112811, 525 nucleotides. RefSeq lists its product as uncharacterized. Lineage: Eukaryota; Fungi; Ascomycota; Eurotiomycetes; Eurotiales; Aspergillaceae. The transcript has 2 exons. Bases 153 to 464 code for a protein of 103 amino acids. The record is from RefSeq and is a predicted model, not a curated record.